Tigriopus californicus is the source of this 530-nucleotide messenger RNA. RefSeq names its product ER membrane protein complex subunit 5-like (gene EMC5). The coding region runs from base 1 to 381 and encodes 126 amino acids. Gene Ontology annotation, cellular component: plasma membrane; EMC complex; early endosome. The record is from RefSeq and is a predicted model, not a curated record. Lineage: Eukaryota; Metazoa; Arthropoda; Copepoda; Harpacticoida; Harpacticidae. The transcript has a single exon.
AUGGCGUUCUUCAAGGCGGUUCUAUUCAUGUCCUUGGGCGUGCUCUUCCAUGCCGCUUAUUCGGUGGCCGAGUGGCGAUACUACUCGCGGAAAACCGAUCAAGACACCGAGUCCAUUCCCUGGGACAUCAUCAUCCAGACCCUGGCCGGGUUCCUGUUGGCCAUGAUCGCCGUGCUGAAUAUCGCCGGCGAGUUCAAGGAGAUCCGAGCCACGGUCGAGCUGUCUCAGAAGUCCUGGGAGGAUGUUCGCAAUCGGCCCAGUUUCUACUUGUUCAAUCAUCGAGCCAUGGCCUUGUCCCCGGAUUACGUACCUCCGAGUCCGUCGGCGAGUGGAAUGGGGCGGUCGCAUUUGACCAAGAUCCCCGACAAGUACUUGUCAUAAUCUGGCUAUUUUGCGUAUCGUCUUGUGAUCUCUAUUGCGACCAUUAUUCAUUCCCAUGAAGGUCUUUUGUCAUGUUCAUUAGGUAAAAUCGAGUGAUUCUUCUCUCUUUGUUUUACUCCAGAAAUAAAUAAGUCGGAAAAAUAGGUAAA